AUGGUUAAUAAAGUUACAAUACAUAAUAAAAAAAAUAAUUCUAUUAAUGAAAAAGAAUUAUUAACUAGAUCAAUACAUGAUAUUGUUAAUCAUCUUGUUCAAGCACAUAAAAAUAACAAAGAUGUUAAUCUAAAUCGUUUAAAAUGUGACGUUUCACGUAAAUAUUCAUUAAAAAGUCAACCAAAACUUGUGGAUAUUAUUGCAGCUGUACCACCUGAAUAUAGAAAUACUUUAGUUCCUAAACUUAAAGCAAAACCAAUUAGAACAGCUUCAGGUAUAGCUGUUGUUGCUGUUAUGUGUAAACCCCAUAGAUGUCCACAUAUUAAUUUUACUGGUAAUAUUUGUGUAUAUUGUCCUGGAGGUCCAGAUUCUGAUUUUGAAUAUUCAACUCAAAGUUAUACUGGAUAUGAACCAACUUCAAUGAGAGCAAUUAGGGCUCGUUAUAAUCCUUUUUUACAAACAAGAAAUCGUCUAACACAAUUAUCUCAGUUAGGUCAUUCAGUUGAUAAAGUAGAAUUUAUUGUUAUGGGAGGAACAUUUAUGUCAUUACCAGAAGAUUAUAGAGAUUAUUUUAUUAGAAAUCUUCAUGAUGCUUUAUCUGGUCAUACAAGUUCAAAUGUUGAAGAAGCUGUUUAUUUUAGUGAAAGAAAUAAAAUAAAAUGUAUUGGAAUAACAAUAGAAACAAGACCAGAUUAUUGUUUACCUAGACAUCUAAAUGAUAUGCUUUCUUAUGGAUGUACAAGAUUAGAGAUUGGUGUUCAAUCUACAUAUGAAGAUGUUGCUAGAGAUACUAACCGAGGACAUACUGUUGAGUCAGUUUGUGAAACAUUUCAUAUGUCAAAAGAUACAGGAUAUAAAGUUGUUAUACAUAUGAUGCCAGAUUUACCAAAUGUUGGAUAUGAAAGAGAUGUGGAACAAUUUAUUGAAUUAUUUGAAAAUCCAGCUUUUCGUCCUGAUGGUUUAAAAUUAUAUCCAACAUUAGUAAUUCGUGGUACUGGUUUAUAUGAAUUAUGGAGGACUGGAAGAUAUCAAAGUUAUCCACCUCAAAUGUUAGUUGAUUUAGUAGCACAUAUCUUAUCAUUAGUUCCUCCAUGGACUCGUGUAUAUCGUGUUCAACGUGACAUUCCAAUGCCUUUAGUUUCUAGUGGUGUAGAGUAUGGAAAUCUUCGUGAACAUGCAUUAGCAAGAAUGAAACAAUUAGGUACUGUAUGUAGGGAUGUUAGGACAAGGGAGGUUGGUAUUCAAGAAAUUCAUAGUAAAGUCAAGCCUUAUCAAAUUGAGCUUAUUAGGCGUGACUACUUUGCUAAUGGUGGAUGGGAAACAUUUAUUUCAUAUGAAGAUGUUGAACAAGAUAUAUUAAUUGGCUUAUUAAGGCUCAGGAAAUGUUCAAAUAAAGUUCAUAGGAAAGAGUUAAUGGAUGAGUGCUCUGUUGUUAGAGAAUUACAUGUUUACGGAAGUGUUGUUCCUGUUGCUUCUAAAGAUCCAACUAAAUUUCAACAUCAAGGUUUUGGUACAUUAUUAAUGGAGGAAGCAGAAAGAAUAGCAAGAGAUGAGCAUCAUUCAAAAAAAUUAGCCGUUAUAUCAGGUGUAGGUACAAGAAAUUAUUAUAGAAAAUUAGGUUAUGAACUUGAUGGUCCAUAUAUGAGUAAAACUCUUGUAUCAUAA
Strongyloides ratti is the source of this 1665-nucleotide messenger RNA. RefSeq names its product Probable elongator complex protein 3. Lineage: Eukaryota; Metazoa; Nematoda; Chromadorea; Rhabditida; Strongyloididae. Bases 1 to 1665 code for a protein of 554 amino acids. The transcript is spliced from 2 exons. The record is from RefSeq and is a predicted model, not a curated record. Gene Ontology annotation, biological process: tRNA wobble base 5-methoxycarbonylmethyl-2-thiouridinylation. Gene Ontology annotation, molecular function: iron-sulfur cluster binding; acyltransferase activity, transferring groups other than amino-acyl groups. Gene Ontology annotation, cellular component: nucleus; cytoplasm; elongator holoenzyme complex.